ACAAAAUUUAGUGUCUAGGGAAAAAGGGAAGUGCAAAGCGGAAAGAAAGAAAAAGCAGGAGUGAUCGUCAUCGUGUCGGAGUUAGGAUUUGGAGCAUCCGAAAGAGGAAUGAGCGGAGAAGAAGGCGGCGGCGACGACGCGGCUGCUAGUAACAAUUCUGCAACAAAGCCAUCGGCAGAGGAAUUGCAGGCCAUCGGAAGCCUUAAAGAUUCGAAAGACUCCGCCAUUCGCUCUGCUCGUUCCCUUCUCCAUAACUCGUCUACCCAUCUACGCUCUUUCCAGGAUUUUCUACCGCAAGCAUCUUCCCAUUACAAAUCUUAUGAAGAUGCAUUUUUCAACAAACUCAAAGAGGGGGUGAUGAGUGCAAAGGAACACCCAGGCGCAGCUGUUGGGAUUACCAUUACUGCUGCUCUCUUUCUUAUGCGAGGCCCAAGAAGGUUUCUAUUCCGUAAUACAUUGGGUCGAUUUCAAAGUGUGGAGGCAAAAUUUCUUAGGACCGAGAAGAAUGUAAAAGAGUUAAGUCUAUCUGUUGAUGUAAUGAAAAAGGAGAGCUCUAAGCUGCUUGAAAGGGCAGCUCUUGCUGAAAAGGAUAUGAAACGUGGCCAUAAAGAGCUCAUGAAUGCUGGAGGCCAAUUUCACCGUCUUGCAAAAUCAGUUUACAAGGUUGAGGCUGAAGCUGCAGAUUUGAUGGAUGGGCUGCGAGAAAUCCCUGGCAGGGAGGCACUGAAACUACGAGCAGAGGUUGCUUCGAUGACAUCGCAUUUGAGGAAGCAGAGAGUUUCACUUGACAAAAGGAUAAGGAAGGUAUCCGAAUUGGGGGUACCUGUCUGAUAACUUUGGCAAAGUCUCCUGUUAUUAAAAUUGAUGUUUUGGAAGGAUCUCUGAACUGGUGCCUGCAUUUUCUAGAUACAAUGUUACUCGUAGAGCUUCAACUUAAUUCGGCCAAAAUAAUAAUACGAGUACAAUUGAAUUAUGAGACAUAAAUUCAUUUUCCCCCUUCGUUUUUUGCCA
This is a messenger RNA of Hibiscus syriacus, 1011 nucleotides long. RefSeq names its product RGS1-HXK1-interacting protein 1-like. The coding region runs from base 109 to 831 and encodes 240 amino acids. The transcript is spliced from 8 exons. Lineage: Eukaryota; Viridiplantae; Streptophyta; Magnoliopsida; Malvales; Malvaceae. The record is from RefSeq and is a predicted model, not a curated record.